Chaetomium globosum CBS 148.51 is the source of this 348-nucleotide messenger RNA. RefSeq lists its product as uncharacterized. Gene Ontology annotation, cellular component: Atg12-Atg5-Atg16 complex; phagophore assembly site membrane; cytoplasm. The transcript has 2 exons. The record is from RefSeq and is a predicted model, not a curated record. The coding region runs from base 1 to 348 and encodes 115 amino acids. Lineage: Eukaryota; Fungi; Ascomycota; Sordariomycetes; Sordariales; Chaetomiaceae. Gene Ontology annotation, biological process: nucleophagy; C-terminal protein lipidation; autophagosome assembly.
AUGGCGGCGUCCACCAUCCUGACGGCACUGCCGCGCGACGCCACGGCCGCCCUCGCCGCGGCGGGCGGCUUCCCGCAGGAGAAGGUGGUGGUGCGGUUCCGGCCGGUGGGGUCGGCGCCAGCGAUCCGGCGGGACCUGGUCAAGGUCAUCAGCACGCACAAGUUCGACUCGGUCGUGGCGUACCUGCGCAAGAUGCUCAAAGUCCCCGAGACGGAUGGCGUGUUCUUGUACAUCAACAACACCUUCGCGCCCGCGCUGGAUGAGGUGGUCGGGAACUUGUGGAGGUGUUUCAAAGACUCGAGCGAUCACCUCAUUGUUUCGUACUCGAUGUCGCCGGCGUUUGGGUAG